This is a messenger RNA of Hyaloperonospora brassicae, 1038 nucleotides long. The record is from the annotation of a GenBank genome assembly. Lineage: Eukaryota; Oomycota; Peronosporomycetes; Peronosporales; Peronosporaceae.
AUGGCCGGCGUCGACCCAGCGAAAUGGCAGGCGCUGCUCAAGUGGACCAUGAAGCACACGUCGGACGGCACGACGCCGAGCCCCGCGACGCCCAUCUCGGCCGACAAGCGCCGCUUCCUCGAGCAGGUGAUGGCCGAAGCAGUGCUCGACGAGAACGAGCGCGUGCGCGACAUCCUCCGCAUCGUACGGGGCGAACACCCGCGUCACGUCUUCAACAGCGCAUUAGCGGCCGACACGUUAUCCAUAGACACAAACAGCGCCAAAGACGCCAACGACACUGACGACACUGACGACGACGAAGCGCUCGCGCUGUACCGAGAGGCGCUGCUCGAGGAGCUCGUGACCCGCGUGGAUCAGGUGGACACUGCACAGAACUUGUGCAAAAUGGACGGCCUCGCAGUGCUGCUGCACGUGCUGCGCACGGACGCGCGGCCGUCGACCCGUGCGCGGGCGGCAGAGGUCUGCGCGGUCGUCGUGCAGAACAACCCGUUCUGUCAGGACGCAGCGCUGGCCGCGGGACUGCUCGAGGCGCUCUGCGCGGUGGCGCGAACAGACGAAGACGUGACGUGUCGCGUGAAGGCGCUGCUGGGGAUCUCGUGCCUCGUGCGCCACUGCGACGCAGCUGAGACGACGUUCCUCAGCGACACGUGCGACGGCCUCGCGCUCUUGCGGGACCACGUGGCAAUGGCGUCGGACCUGCGGCUGCAGCGCAAGGCGCUCUUCUUCUUGCAGUAUCUGAUCGGCAGCAAGCGGGCGACGGCGCACGCGGUGCGCGAGAUGGACUUUUACGUGCAGAGCGCUGCCGCGUUUAUCCUGCACGAGGACGUGGACCUGUGUGAAAGCGCUGCCGACGGACUGGCGGCGUUUGCACUGCUGGGGCCCGAGUUUUUGGCGGCCUGCACGCAGCCCGAGCUCGACGUGGUGGGGAAGUGCGACGAGCGCCUGAGCCGGAUCGAUGCGCUUGCGCUCGAGCAACGGGAGUUGGCACAGGAGACGCGGGAUCGGGUCGAGCGAUUGAAGAUGGUGCUCACUGCGUAG